AUUUAUUAUUUAUUUUUCAAAAUUUGAUUCUCCCAAUCGGGGGAACUCACGUGAAGUACGUUUCUAAAGUGUCAAUAUUAAUCAUAAUUGCUUUUUUGUUUAAUUUUAACGAUAACAACAUAUAAAUUUGUAUUAUUUAAUUAUUUUAAAACAUUUUGAAUCUUAAAAUAUAAACGGUUGAUAUUAGUCUAAUACUAUUUAAGUACCAUUAUAAUUUUGAUUUGAAAUGGACCGGUUUGAGUAUGUUAAACCAGACCCUUCUGAUACAGUACUAUGUCGUCACAGCAAUGUUACAUUGUAUGAUGGAGAUUACAAAACUUCAUUUCAUCGUGGUAAUAUUAUCUUAACAGUCACUCGUCUCUUUUGGACGUCUGGAGAGGCAUGGAUAUCUUUGCAACUCCGAUACAUAGUAUACAUGGAGUCUGUAGUCACCGAAUCUUUGUUUGGAUCUAAAACCAAAACUAUUAUUGUUCAUUUAUUACCUUCGGACAAUAAAAAUCCUGGUCCUGUUGCAUGUGCUAAAGGUGAGUACAUCAAACUUGAUUUCAAGGAUAAGAUUCCUGAUGGAUUUUUGGAUGUAUUUCAAAAAACUGUGGCAGAAAAAAGAUGGGCUGCAACUAAAAUCCCUCACCAAAUUAGAACUGGGAUUGGAGGGAUUGAAAAAAAUAUUUAUGAAAAGCAAAAGGCAUCCGACAUUAGUAUUACAGAUGCUUUCAAAGAUUUGGAUAGACUAAUGAUCACUGCUAAAGACAUGGUGAUGUUAAGUAAAAAUAUUUCUGAAAAAAUUAAAGAAAAACAAGGUGCUAUAAGUGAUGAUGAAACUGUACGUUUCAAAUCUUACCUAUUGGGUUUAGGUGUUGAUGACCCAGUAACCAGAUCUGCAUUCACUGAUUCAAAUGCAUAUUAUACCACUCUUUGUAAAGAAAUAAUUAAAAUUAUUAAAGUUUCAUUAGAAGAAGUUGGUGGUACAAUGGCCCUUGCAGAAGUAUAUUGUCGAGUUAACAGAGCUAGAGGAUUAGAUCUAUUAUCGCCCGAAGAUUUAAUGAAUGCAUGUUACAUGAUGAAUAGUGAUAAAUCAUUGCCUGUGAAACUAAAAAAAUUUGAUAGUGGAGUACUAGCGUUACAAUCUUCUUUAUAUGAUGAGUCUAUUGUAUUAAAAAAAAUAGUUGAAGAAUUAAAAAUUAAUGGAUCUUUAAGUGCCCAAGAAUUAUCAACAUCAAUUGGAGUAUCGGUGGUAUUGGCUAAAGAAUAUUUGUUAUCAGCUGAAAAAAAUGGAAAGUCAUGUCGAGAUGAAAGCAUUGAAGGUUUAAGAUUCUAUCUCAAUAAAUUUUUAGAUGAAGAAAACAUGUAAAAUCAUAACUUUAAAAUAGUUAUUUAUUGUUUAAAUAUAUUGUUUUUAUAGUUAAAUUACAUAUGACACUUAUUAACUAGUAUAA
Messenger RNA from Sipha flava (yellow sugarcane aphid), 1436 nucleotides. It is a transcript of the gene Vps36, whose product is annotated as vacuolar protein-sorting-associated protein 36. Bases 227 to 1351 code for a protein of 374 amino acids. Gene Ontology annotation, biological process: protein transport to vacuole involved in ubiquitin-dependent protein catabolic process via the multivesicular body sorting pathway. The record is from RefSeq and is a predicted model, not a curated record. NCBI's taxonomy places the organism in Eukaryota, Metazoa, Arthropoda, Insecta, Hemiptera, Aphididae. The transcript has a single exon. Gene Ontology annotation, cellular component: ESCRT II complex; late endosome membrane. Gene Ontology annotation, molecular function: phosphatidylinositol-3-phosphate binding; ubiquitin binding.